ACCUGUUUGUUUCUGUUGCUAGUUGAUUGAUAUCGCUGUUCUUGUUCUUGAUGGUUAUAAAGUUUAAUCCUCAAAGUAAAAGUGCUAGUUUCAACAUUUUUUAGGUGUAUUUCUGACCAGUUUAACUUAUAGCCUAGGCUACUUUGUAACUUAUACUGUAAGCAGUCAGUUUAAAUAGCCUACGGACCUAGGCCUACAAGGUGUUUUCUUUCCUAUGCCUGUAGGGCCUAUCGAUAUCUUCUUAGAUUCUGUACUAAGGCUGCUGUCAAGAUGAGUUCAACUCCACUAAGACCAAUCGAUGACGGCAAUAACUCCACUCCUGUUCAAACAAAUUAUGCACGGCUGCAAAAAAAGAAUUUAAGGUCGAACAUCAAGGAUCUACUUCAACGUUUUAAAUUCAAAGAGUUAAUAAGUGAUGUAGUCCUUGGAAUUUUCGAUCUUGAACCUGAAGAAGUGAAAGAAAAAAUGAGUGAACUCAGAUUACCUUCUGAUAAGGAUUCUGUGGCGACAUUGCUGUCCAGCAGAACACAGGCAUUCAGUGUUCAAGAUUUGGAAGAAAUGUAUCACUUAUUAUUGCUCUACAGGACAGCUUUUGACAGUAAAAAGAAAAAGUGGACACCUGUCAACCUUCUAGAGCCAGCUGAUGACUUGUCUUUUGCGACAGAUGAAAAUUUGAUCAGGCUCAAUAUACUACAAGGUCUCCGCAUCAAGGGCCUUAAUGCAGUUGUCAAAGUUAUUACCCACGAAGAUUUAAUAUGGGUGAUGAUAAUUGAGAAGAAGCUGACAAGAAGAAGAGGAAUAAAACUGAUGACUCCUUUAUUUAUUUGCUAUGAAAUUGGGACUCCAUACAUUUUCACUGCUUCAAAAAUAAAUGAAACCACAAUGGAGUGCUUGCUGCGGGCAAUGAAGUACAAAAAACACAAAUUGCAGCACCUCGAAGGCCGUGAUGUCAAAUCACUUUUGUCACUACUCAAACACAAAACCAGUAACAGGAGCAACCAAAUUGUUCCGUGCACUCAAGGAGCUGUCAGAGUUGGACACAGAUACUUUGAUGUUUCUAAAAAGCAAUCACGUGAGACUUAUGUCAACAGAGUUUUUGACACAAAAGAUCCGAUAAUUUUGGAAACUUUCAAUGUUAGGGCAAACACUGUAUGGAGAGGAGAUGUGAUACCUGGGAUGCAAGGUGAACCUUUCACAAUGGCUCUAAGUCUCCAGUCCAAGAACCUGGUGGGAAUGAUCAAGCACAUGUCUAGCAUCGACAUGAUCAACACCCCACUGCCUGACUAUCUACAGGAGAUCACACGGUCAGGCAAGAACCAAGUCUGCAUGAAGUCAAGGGGAACCUCCAAAUGACUUGGUCUGUACUGUAUUGUGUGUAAAGACCACAGAAAGUGUGUGUUAAAAGAUUUGUUAAUCUGUGAAUGUAUUUUUUUAUAUCACUAGUGUAUGUACAGUUAUAUUUAGUUUUUACUUUAUUAUUUCUAUGGAAAAUGUAAAUUAUUUCCUUAAAGUGGUGAAAUCUGUGUUUAUUCCAUGUGAACCCUGUUCAAAUAAGGGAAUAAAUUAAUUUAAAAAAUAAAGAUUUAAUUCUUAAUUUUCAA
Messenger RNA from Macrosteles quadrilineatus (aster leafhopper), 1601 nucleotides. RefSeq lists its product as uncharacterized. The transcript is spliced from 8 exons. NCBI's taxonomy places the organism in Eukaryota, Metazoa, Arthropoda, Insecta, Hemiptera, Cicadellidae. The coding region runs from base 271 to 1353 and encodes 360 amino acids. The record is from RefSeq and is a predicted model, not a curated record.